AUGAAAGCGCUGGGUUGGUCUGUGAUCGUGGCUGUGUACCUGUCUGUGUUUAUCGGCAGCGCGGUACCUGGAUCAGCGUCCCGGAACGCCAUUAAGAACCUGCAGACUGAAGGAGUGAGAGUCGCUGAAGCCGUCAGUGCCAGUCCGCAUGCUGCCACCGCAAACCAGACAGCCGGUACCCGCUCUGCAGCGCCGAGCUGCGUCGGUGUUAUCUGCGGUCAAACUGAGUUCUGUUCUCGAGGGAUUUGUCAACGGUGCCGUAACCGCCGAAAGCGAUGUGGACGCGGUGCCAUGUGCUGCCCUGGGAACCGCUGUAUCAACGGUGUGUGUCAAGCAGGUGAAGCAAAUACCACACAAACUGUCAGCAUUACAGAUGGCACCCAGCAGGUUGGCAAGGUAGAUGGCAUCACUUUGACUGGAACACAUAAUCGGAACGGCACAGUGAAGCUACAGCAGGGUAAAAGAACCAGUGUUUCCCCAAGACAACAGGAAAUACUGAAAGGUGGCGAAAUUAAAGACUGUGUGAGGUCCUCAGAUUGUGGCCCAGGUAUGUGCUGCGCCCGGCACUUCUGGUCGAAGAUCUGUAAGCCAGUGCUGACCGAGGGCCAGGUGUGCACGCAUCGUCGCAAAAACACUCAAGCGGUGGAGAUCUUUCAGCGCUGCGACUGUAGCCAAGGCCUGGUGUGCCGAGUCCAGAAAGAGCGGGCCACGGGGGCAGAAAGCCAGCAACAGCUUUUAUUGCAGCAACAGCAGCCCGGCAAAAACAAUACAAACAAAGCUGCCAGAAAGCUCCACACAUGCCAGUCUGGCUAAGCUAACAAAACACAUUGUGGACAGCUGGCUUUUGUGGGCAUACGCAUUUAAAUAGACACACACAAGCAUUUACAACACCUUCAGUAUGAAAUGUGUAUGCAUGGACAUAUGCGGAAGGAAAACUGACACCCAGGAAGGAAGGAUGCUCCAUUAAAGGGAUUGAUCAUAUUUCCUGGACUGAUGCAGAAAAAGCACACUGUGUGGAAGAUUCAAUCCAGAACUCUGUUACUGAAGAGAGACUUGUUUCUUCUUCAGGGUCAUUAAAAGGCAGAUUGUUGUUUCCCUUUAUAAGGGAACUAUAAGCAGUUAUUUGCAGUAAAUUACUGUAUUGUAAAUAUGUACUUGGAAGUGGCACUUAACUGAGCUUAUCAAUUCUGUAAUAUUAGUAUUGUAAGGCCAGGUGCUGCAUGACAGGAUGCUGAUAAUGUAAAUGUGCAAAUGAUAUGAUUUAUAUUAUUUACAACGUGU
Molecule: messenger RNA, 1281 nt
Organism: Trichomycterus rosablanca
Lineage: Eukaryota; Metazoa; Chordata; Actinopteri; Siluriformes; Trichomycteridae
Gene: dkk1a
Product: dickkopf WNT signaling pathway inhibitor 1a
Exons: 4
Coding region: 1-813 (270 amino acids)
Biological process (GO): negative regulation of canonical Wnt signaling pathway; multicellular organism development
Cellular component (GO): extracellular region
Molecular function (GO): co-receptor binding; receptor antagonist activity
Source: RefSeq, a predicted model, not a curated record